AUGAUCAUAGCUAGUAUCAGGAGAAUCUUUGCCUCAUUUAGAACAGAAGAAGAAGAACGAUUAUAUUCUCGUGCUGCAUUUUUUAAUCUAUUAGGAUUUCUCGGUUCCUGUGUUUUGUUUUCAUUCGUUGCCCAACAAUUAUCACGUAAUCCCAGAGAAUUGGCUCAUAUUGCUCGAGCAGAUGCAUUACUUAGAGCAUUACAAGGAUAG
Messenger RNA from Hemisphaericaspora subhashii, 210 nucleotides. RefSeq lists its product as uncharacterized. The record is from RefSeq and is a predicted model, not a curated record. Bases 1 to 210 code for a protein of 69 amino acids. Gene Ontology annotation, biological process: outer mitochondrial membrane organization. The transcript has a single exon. Lineage: Eukaryota; Fungi; Ascomycota; Pichiomycetes; Serinales; Debaryomycetaceae.